Messenger RNA from Python bivittatus (Burmese python), 739 nucleotides. The record is from RefSeq and is a predicted model, not a curated record. Lineage: Eukaryota; Metazoa; Chordata; Lepidosauria; Squamata; Pythonidae.
CCCAAUUCACUCUAAAGCCUCUCCCCCCCCCCGCUUUUCUCCUGCCCAGAUCCAAGGAGAGAAACAGCUGCGCCUCACUCCCAAAGCGGUGGAGUACAGGGGGGUCUUUGGCACCAUGGCCACGAUGGUGAGGAACGAGGGGCCCAAGAGCCUCUACAGCGGCCUGGUGGCCGGCCUCCAGCGCCAGAUGAGCUUCGCCUCGGUCCGCAUCGGGCUCUACGACUCGGUGAAGCACUUCUACACCAAAGGUUCAGAGCAUGCUGGCGUGGGCAGCCGGAUUCUCGCUGGUUGCACCACGGGAGCGAUGGCGGUGAUGGUGGCCCAGCCCACGGAUGUGGUCAAAGUGAGGUUCCAGGCCCAGGUCCGAACGGAAGCUGGCAGGCGGUACCAGGGGACCUUGGAUGCGUACAAGACCAUUGCCAAGGAGGAGGGGCUCAGGGGCCUGUGGAAAGGGACAUUACCCAAUGUAUCCCGAAACGCCAUCGUGAAUUGCGCUGAACUGGUGACCUACGAUCUCAUCAAGGAUACCCUUCUGAAAUACCAUCUCAUGACAGAUAACAUCCCCUGCCAUUUUCUGUCCGCCUUUGGGGCUGGCUUCUGCACCACCGUGAUCGCCUCCCCGGUCGAUGUCGUGAAAACCAGGUACAUGAAUUCUGCCCCCGGCCAGUACGGAAGCGCCCUGCGGUGCGCCCUGAGGAUGCUUCGCGCGGAGGGACCCCUGGCCUUCUACAAAGGGUAA